This is a messenger RNA of Amphimedon queenslandica, 1179 nucleotides long. RefSeq lists its product as uncharacterized. Gene Ontology annotation, cellular component: nucleus. The transcript has a single exon. Gene Ontology annotation, molecular function: DNA binding. NCBI's taxonomy places the organism in Eukaryota, Metazoa, Porifera, Demospongiae, Haplosclerida, Niphatidae. The annotation marks the transcript as partial. The record is from RefSeq and is a predicted model, not a curated record.
AUGGCCGAUAUGGGUUAUGGUUUGUCUAGAGAUGACAUUAUGAGAGUUGCAUUUCAGAUAGUUGAAAAGACAAAGAAGCCACACCCAUUCGCAAAUGGUGCCGCUGGAAAAUCAUGGCUGCAGGAUUUCUUAAGUCGUCAUAAGCUAAGUAUCCGUUCUCCUCAGCCUUUGUCACAUGCGAGGGCUCAAAGUGUAACUGAUGACGUCAUUAAAGAUUUUUUUGAAAAACUUGGCGGUAUUUUUGCCAGAUUGAAUCUACUGUCGAAACCAAUGCAAAUAUACAAUAUUGAUGAAACAAGCAUAAAUGUUGUGCAUAAACCGGGCAAAGUUGCAGCAGAUAUCAAGCAUAAGAAAGUAUGGUCAAUUACUUCAGCGGAAAGGGGAAAAACACAUACGGUAUUGACUUGUGUUAAUGCUUCUGGCCAGAGCAUUCCUCCCCUAAUGAUUUUUCCAAGAAAAAGGAUGAAGGAAGACUUAAAGGAGGGUGCCAUACCUGGUACUAUGUUUCGUUGCUCCGAAAGUGGGUGGAUAAAUCAACAAUUAUUUCUGGAAUGGUUUGAAUUUUUUAUUGAAUCGAUUCCACCUGCACGCCCUGUACUCAUAAUUGAAGAUGGUCAUGCUUCUCACGUAUCACUAGAUGUCAUUAAGCUAGCUAAAGAAAGUAAUAUCCAUCUUCUCUGUCUUCCAUCACAUUCGACACAUAUUCUUCAGCCUGUAGAUGUUGGCGUGUUUAAAAGUCUAAAAGCACAUUUUAAUAAGGAGUGCAGAGAUUUUUUACACUCUAAUCCCGGAAUAAAAAUUCGUUCUGAAAAUCUUGCAUCUCUUCUGUCUUUGGCAUGGCCAAAAGCAUUGACGCCAAUGAAUGUGAUGAAAGGAUUCAAGCAAUGUGGGAUUUUUCCUCUUAACCCAGGAGUGAUAUCAGAUCGACUAUUAGCUCCGUCAAAAGUUUUUUCACCUGAACCAAGUGAAAUAUCAGAUUGUGAUAAAACACCAGAAAUAGCGAAUAUUUCAGAUUUUUCUGAUAUCCUUUCCCUGCCUAAAGUUCCUUCAGUCUCAAACGUGAGCUUAAAAUCGUUCAACAGUGAUGGUGCUAGGUGCAUUACAAAUGAGUCCUUUAUUACUGAAAUCUCUGAAGAAACAAAAAGAAAGGAAGAAGAAAAGAAAAGAAAGGAAGAAGAA